Manis javanica (Malayan pangolin) is the source of this 681-nucleotide messenger RNA. NCBI's taxonomy places the organism in Eukaryota, Metazoa, Chordata, Mammalia, Pholidota, Manidae. The record is from RefSeq and is a predicted model, not a curated record.
CCAGGCUAUGUGGUGUCCAUCAUGGGCAGGAGGAGACUGCUGCCAGGGAUCCGUGCGCGAGACCACCGGCUCCGGGCACAGGCAGAGCGGCAGGCAGUGAACUUCGUGGUGCAAGGCUCGGCUGCAGACCUCUGUAAAAUGGCCAUGAUCCGCAUCUUCGCUGCAGUGGCCACUUCCCCCACCCUGACAGCCAGGUUGGUUGCACAAAUUCACGACGAGCUGCUGUUUGAGGUGGGAGAUGCACAGGUUCCUGAGUUCGCAGCUCUUGUCAGGGGAGCCAUGGAAUCGGCGGGGCGCGUGCAGGCUCUGGAGCCGCAGCUACAGGUGCCUCUGAAGGUGAGCCUGAGUGCCGGCCGCUCGUGGGGACACCUGGUGCCACUGCAGGAGGCCUCAGGGCCUUGGCCCCACCCCUGUCCCACAGUCUCCAAGCAGUAACCCAGCCGGCCUCCCAGCCAGGCCCCGCAUCAGCACCAACCCCUGGCAGCACGGGCAUUUCUCGCCUUCGUUUUGUCUGUAGCCCCAGGCAGCAGUGGGCGGAGAGAACUGGCUCCCACCAGUCAUUGUGUGGCCUUCCCCAAGGACAGCGGUGGGCGCUUUGUGCCAGCUCCGUGGCUAGAGCGGAACCAGCAAGGGCCACAUUCACCCUCUGGGUCGGGCCCUGGAGUAAACACCUCACCCGAA